CUGCCACUGUCUACAAGGGGCAAAAUCCACACCCACCAAACACCCCAGGCCAUCGGAUGCGCGACGCCCAAGGCUGACCUCGAAGCCUUGUUGCGUCUGCAGCAGGCCUGUUGUGUUUAAGCAUAUGCGUAACUUUGUUUUUGCGUUUUCGUCUCUUUUUUUUGUCCCCCAGGCCAAGGCAGCUUAGUUUUCCCGAUUUUGCGGGAUAAAGUUGAGUCAGCAUGGCCGCUGUCACGGACCCAGUGAACCCCUCCAAUUCCGGCGUGGUGGUUGACUUUGGGUUACCAACUCCGCCGGCCACCGAUCCCGUCGACGAAUUAAACUCUCUUACUGUGCUCGACGUUUUAGAUUCCGACUCCCGUCCGACCUUUGUUCUCGACCUCGAUCCCGACACAAGCCCCGAGCGACUGGAGGCGAUCGUGCCCGUGUUUUGCAACGCCGCCCUCCGCCAGCAUGAGCGUUUGUACGACGGCAUCGUCGGCCUCGACGCGUCCGGAGUUGCCGAACCCUCGGUGGAUGGAGCCCCCGAGAUUCAAUCCGUCGAGGCGAGAAGCUAUGCCUACCACGACUUUCGUCGCUGGGCCACGGGCGUCACGCCUCACGACGACAGCAAAGACGUCUUCCCCCUCUCGAUCCUCUACGCCGAUCUGCUCUGGACCGGCUCCACCGUCCACAAGCGCUGGCGCAUCGUUAGUGGCAACAGAUUAUGGCGGUUCGCCGAUACCGAUGCAGAUUCUACACUGGCCGAGCUGAACCCGGAUGGAAAGGCCACGUCGCCGUUUAGUUCACAGCGUGGCGGUCGUUCCCCAGAAGACCGAUUGAAGAGACAGGCCAGCAACGAUGCGACGGUCAGGGCUCAAAAGCAGGACGAGAAGGCCAAAAGUCUACGAUUGGUCGCGCGAGAGAGAAAGAAAUCCAUUGCUCUAGAUGUUGUCGAUAAGCCGGUUUUGACUAUCGCUUUACCUUCAGACACAUCUCCGGGUGCGACUCUCGUCUCGUCCUCACGACCUCCCAACUCGUUGACGUCCUACUUUCCACCCGAUGGCAGCUCCAACGACACGGGCACCGGCACCGGCAGCUCGUCGUAUCAACCAACAAUACCUUUAAAGGCGUCAGUACCGGAAAAGGCAGUGGCAGACUGGACAGUCCCCGAGAACAAACUACAAGGCGUGCUCACGGAGCACCUCAAGUUCGCCAGAUCGGUCGACUGGGCCAAUACGCCUUUGGGCCCUAUGGAGUCUUGGUCCGCCGAGUUUCGCCAGGUUGCGAACCUGAUCAUGACGAAUCCGUUCCCGGCAGCCCUGUUUUGGGGUAGCGAGCUGACGAUGCUUUACAACGAGGCCUAUGCACGCGAGGUCGCUGGCAACAAACACCCUUCGCUCAUGGGCACGGGGUUUUCGGGCCCCUUUGCUGAGCUGUGGGAUUAUGCCGGGCCCGUGUUUGCCGAAUGUGCGAGGACCGGCGUCGCCGUGCGCAAGGAGAAUGACUACCUACCGAUCGACAGGCAUAGCUUGUUGGAGGAGACGUUUUAUUCCUGGGGUUUCGUUCCGCUGUAUGGCGGCACCAGCCGCAUCCUUGGAUUUUACAACGCACCGUUCGAGACCACAACCCAGGUGCUGAACCAACGUUAUUUGACGACCAUCAACAACCUAGGCGCUCAUGCGGCUCACGCCAAGACGGUCAAGCAGUUCUGGAAACGUGUGUUGGAAUCUCUCGCGGAAAACAUCUUUGACGUGCCGUUUGCGCUCUUGUAUUCGGUCGGUGACUCGGGCGAGGAUGAAGAGAACACAUCAACCUCGUCGGGGAGCACACUGUCUCUCAAGUCGUGCUACCUUGAGGGCACGAUUGCGGUCCCCGAAGGCCACGUUGCUGCGCCCAAACAGCUAGAUUUGAAGCGGUCUUGGGAAGGUUUCGUCCCGACUUUCCGAGAGGCAAUGCGGACCAGAGAACCGACCCUCUUGCAUACACGAGACGGCACCCUGCCAGAGUCGCUCUUGGAGGGGAUUACCUGGCGAGGAUUUGGCGACCCUUGCCGCGAGGCCAUCAUCUUUCCCGUUCGCCCAACCAAUGGCGACGUCGUCAUGGCCUUUCUCGUUUUGGGUGUCAACCCAAGGCGUCCACUCGAUGACGCUCAUCGGGCGUUUAUCAGCAUGCUCAACCGACAGCUGGCGACGUCUCUAGCAUCGGCGAUUCUGUUCGAGGACGAGGUCCGUCGCGGCAAAAACGCAGCCGAAAGAGCGGCCCUCGAAAAAGAGCAGUUGACGGAACAACUUACUUUGCAGGCCAACCGCCUGAGGCGCAUGACGGAGAUGUCUCCGCUGGGCAUGUUCCUGAUCGAUCCGGAUGGGGUCCUCCGAGAGGCCAACGAGAGAUUUUAUGAAAUGACGGGCGUCCCGCGCGACAGGACCGAGACGGAAUUUGCGUGGCUUGAUUUUGUCCAUGACAACAGCAGGGCCCUGGCCGAGGAGGGGUGGGCAAGGCUUGUAAAGGGGGCGACGGACAAGAAUCCCUCGUCCGCGGACAAAUUUUCGUGGUCCACCGAGUUGCAAAUUAGGCAACGCGGCAUAACAACCAGCCCUGUCAACCUGCAGGGCGAUGCCAUCGACUUUUGGGUCUUGAUCAACGCUCAUUCGGAAUUCGCCAGCGACGGGUCCCUCCGUUCCAUCAUGGGCUCCAUUACCGACAUCUCCCAUCUCAAGUGGGCUCAAGGGCUGCAGCAACGUCAGCUUCAGGAAGCCGAAGAGACACGCAGACAGCAAAACGAGUUCAUCGACAUCACCUCUCACGAGAUGCGCAACCCGCUCAGCGCCAUCCUGCAGUGUGCCGACGAUAUUUCAACGGCGCUGGCCGAGUCUUCCAGCACCCAGACGCCCCCAAGGCAUGAGGUUGUCGAGUCUUGCGUCGAUGCCGCCCAGACCAUCGCCUUGUGCGUCCAGCAUCAAAAGUCCAUCGUCGACGAUAUCCUUACCAUCUCCAAGCUCGAUUCAAGUUUGUUGCACAUCACACCGCUCCCUGCCCGCCCUCAGGCGGUCGUCCGCCGUGCCGUGAAAAUGUUCGAUCCAGAGUUGCAGGCCAAAAAGAUCAAGUGCCGCGUCGAGACGGACCCUUCGUACUCUGACUUGGCCGUCGACUGGGUCAUGGUUGAUCAGAACCGUACCCGCCAAAUACUCAUCAACCUCAUCACCAACGCCAUCAAAUUCACAGCCCCCGCCGAGGAACGCAUCAUCACCGUCAAGGUGGCCGCCUCGAGAGAUCCUCCCGACCCGACCUUGACUUGUUCAGAUUUCGAAUACGUCGAGCCCAAGCAUACGCCGACCUCGCACAAUUUUGCCGAGGACUGGCCAGCCGAAGAAACGGUCUAUGUCCGAUUCCAGGUCCAGGACACUGGGUGUGGUCUCAGCAUCCCCGAGAAGCAGAUGCUUUUCCAGCGGUUCCGACAAGCUAGCCCGCGCACUCACGCGCAAUACGGAGGCUCCGGUCUGGGCCUUUUUAUCUCAAAGCGCCUGGCCGAGCUUCAUGGUGGCCAGAUCGGCGUCGCGUCGACAGAAGGCAAGGGCAGUUUGUUUGGCUUCUACGUCCAGGCUCGCAGGGCAGCGCCCUUGGCAGAGGAAGACGCCGCAGUCAGUGAUGCGCAGGGCUUGAGAAUGGAGCAGCAUUUUGGUGCAGACUCUUCCACCCUCGCCACCUUGAACGUGACACCGCAACGGCAGGAUUACGCCGGUGGUUUGGCCGGACCGGAUAACAAUAUGGUGGUCAGGAGCAAGUCCAGCCCUGCUGUCCUCAAUGAUCUUGCCGCCGCCGCCGAGACGCAGCCGAAAAUUCUCGACCCACGGGAGCUGCACGUCUUGGUGGUUGAAGAUAACCUGAUCAACCAAAAGGUAUUGGCUAGCCAACUUCGCAAAGCCGGAUGCACGGUACACACGGCCAACGACGGGCUGGAGGCACUGGAGUUCCUCGAAACCACAGCUUUCCGGGUAGGCAACGUGCGGCUGUCGGUAAUCCUCAUGGACCUGGAAAUGCCAAACAUGGACGGCCUCACCUGCGUAUCCGAGAUUCGGCGAAUGGAGGUGGACGGCAGGAUCGAGACGCACGUCCCCGUCAUCGCAGUCACGGCCAACGUGCGCGACGAGCAGGUCACCGAGGCGCGGAGGAGCGGCAUGGAUGACGUCUUGAGCAAGCCGUUCCGGGUGCCGACGUUGUUUGACAAGAUUGGUGCUUUGUUGCUGGGAGGGGCAAGGGGCUGAGGAGUUCUUUGGCGCGUCUGGUAUUUUCUGUGCUUUUCAUCUUUCAUAUUAGCAAGGUGUUUGGGGGAUCAACGGGGUUUGCACAGUAUACGAUAAUGCAAAAGGUGCAUAUCUGGGCGGAGUUUGCUGGCUUGUGUGGUUAUUUGUUAGUAGCAAUACAAGGAGAUGUAUGGACUUGUGUAGCCAUAAUGUAAGGUGACGGAAAGGUGACGAGAGA
Pyricularia oryzae 70-15 is the source of this 4461-nucleotide messenger RNA. RefSeq names its product autoinducer 2 sensor kinase/phosphatase luxQ. Lineage: Eukaryota; Fungi; Ascomycota; Sordariomycetes; Magnaporthales; Pyriculariaceae. The record is from RefSeq and is a predicted model, not a curated record. Bases 222 to 4244 code for a protein of 1340 amino acids. Gene Ontology annotation, molecular function: phosphorelay sensor kinase activity. The transcript is spliced from 2 exons. Gene Ontology annotation, biological process: phosphorylation; phosphorelay signal transduction system.